Juglans microcarpa x Juglans regia is the source of this 928-nucleotide messenger RNA. Its product is annotated as vesicle-associated membrane protein 721-like. Gene Ontology annotation, biological process: vesicle-mediated transport. The coding region runs from base 162 to 821 and encodes 219 amino acids. The record is from RefSeq and is a predicted model, not a curated record. Gene Ontology annotation, cellular component: membrane. Lineage: Eukaryota; Viridiplantae; Streptophyta; Magnoliopsida; Fagales; Juglandaceae. The transcript is spliced from 5 exons.
CCCACUUUUGCUUUCUUUCUGUUAAAAAGUUUUUUUUUCUUCUCUCUCUCUCUGUGAGCGCGCUUCAGAAAAAGCAACAAGACGCUUGUGGCCAGAGAGAGAGAGAGAGAGAGGAGUCCUCAAAUGUCUCUCUGAACCCUAAUCAGCUCGAAAAGGGAGAAAUGAGCCACAAGCCUCUAAUAUACGCUUUCGUUUCUCGCGGAACGGUGCUUCUCGCUGAGUACACCGAAUUCAGUGGCAAUUUCAAUUCCAUAGCGCAUCAAUGCCUCCAGAAGAUCCCGGCCACCAACAACAAGUUCACCUACAACUGCGAUGCCCACACCUUCAAUUACCUCGUUGACAACGGCUACACAUAUUGUGUAGUUGCAGAUGAAUCAGUCGGGCGACAGGUACCCAUGGCUUUUCUGGAGCGCAUCAAGGAGGACUUUUUGUCAAGAUAUGGAGGUGGAAAGGCUGCUACAGCUCCUGCCAACAGCCUUAACAAGGAAUUUGGGCCAAAAUUGAAGGAACAUAUGCAGUACUGUAUCGAUCACCCUGAAGAGGUAAGCAAGCUUGCAAAGGUGAAGGCUCAGGUUUCAGAAGUUAAAGGUGUAAUGAUGGAGAAUAUUGAAAAGGUUUUAGAUAGAGGCGAAAAGAUAGAGCUUCUGGUGGAUAAGACUGAGAACCUUCAUCAACAGGCACAGGACUUCCGCACCACAGGGACGAAAAUCCGGAGGAAAAUGUGGCUGCAGAACAUGAAGAUCAAGCUGAUUGUUUUGGGGAUUCUAAUAGCAUUGAUCCUCAUUAUAGUCCUCUCUGUUUGCCAUGGGUUCAACUGCUGAUAAUGAGCAGCUUUCUGCAAGAGGCUUUUUAUCCUGUUUAUCUAAACUCGCGGUCAUAUACAGCACAAAUAUCCUAUAUAUAUAUAUAUAUCAUGACUUUUCAUGUA